Messenger RNA from Varanus komodoensis (Komodo dragon), 787 nucleotides. RefSeq names its product hypermethylated in cancer 1 protein-like. The transcript is spliced from 3 exons. The record is from RefSeq and is a predicted model, not a curated record. Gene Ontology annotation, biological process: regulation of transcription by RNA polymerase II. Gene Ontology annotation, cellular component: nucleus. The annotation marks the transcript as partial. Lineage: Eukaryota; Metazoa; Chordata; Lepidosauria; Squamata; Varanidae. Gene Ontology annotation, molecular function: protein binding; DNA-binding transcription factor activity, RNA polymerase II-specific; RNA polymerase II cis-regulatory region sequence-specific DNA binding.
AUGUCGGAGCGGGCAGCUCCUCCGGGCCCCUCCGGCGCUGGUCCUGUGUCAGCCGCCGAGAGCCGCGCAGACGGGCGCGAGACGAGCGUGGGGUUACUUCGGCCCUCCGUGCGCCCCGAGUGGGCGCCGCCGCCGCUGCCGCCGCCGCCGCCGCCGCCGCACUCCCGGCAGCUGCUGCUCCAGCUGAACGCGCAGCGCGCCAAGGGCUUCCUGUGCGACGUGAUCGUGGUGGUGCAGAACGCGCUGUUCCGCGCGCACAAGAACGUGCUGGCGGCCAGCAGCGCCUACCUCAAGGCCCUGGUGGUGCACGACAACCUCAUCAGCCUGGACCAGGAGAUGGUCAGUCCCGCCGUCUUCCGCGCCGUGCUCGACUUCAUCUACACCGGCCGCCUGGGCCCGGCCGAGCACGAGCCCGAGCCCGGCGUGGGCGAGGCGGGCGAGCCCGGCGUGGGCGCCGUCCUGGCCGCCGCCAGCUACCUGCAGAUCCCGGACUUGGUGGCGCUGUGCAAGAAGCGCCUGAAGCGCUCGGGGAAGUACUGCCCGCUGCGCGGCGGGUACUCGCCCUUCGGCAAGCUGGCCCGCGGCCUGCGCGCCGCCACGCCCGUCAUCCAGAGCUGCUACGGCGCGCCGCCGCCCGGGCCGCCGCCGCCGCCGCCGCCGCCGCGCGCCGUCGAGCCGGGCAGCUCGCUGGCCACGCACUGCGGGGAGCUGUUCACGGCCGCGCUGCACCCGCACGGCCUGUGCCCGCCCGAGCGCCUCUGCUCGCCGCUCUGCGGCCUCGACCUCU